Messenger RNA from Metarhizium brunneum ARSEF 3297, 1059 nucleotides. RefSeq names its product Protein NipSnap 1 (gene Nipsnap1). The record is from RefSeq and is a predicted model, not a curated record. Gene Ontology annotation, cellular component: mitochondrion. NCBI's taxonomy places the organism in Eukaryota, Fungi, Ascomycota, Sordariomycetes, Hypocreales, Clavicipitaceae.
AUGCUGUCGCGAAUUCUUCAUCGCCGUGCUCCCGCGGUAGCUCCGCGCAGUGUUUUGCGAGCUCUCAGCACCACGGCCGCCAGGCAGUCCAAGACUCCAUCGAUGGGAGACAUCAAUCCUUCCAGGGCGCAAAUCGAUUCGUUCAACAGGAAGCAGCACGAAUUCCGAGAGAGGCUGGUGGAGGCACAGAAAGAACAGGGAGCACGUGCGUUAUCUGCUAAUAAUUUCUCUGCGUCCGAGACUUCGGACCAAGGCUCAUCCAAGACUGAUGCAGGAGUUACUUCCGAAGCGAAGAAGCAUGAAGCUGAACGAAAGUCUGGUCCCCUGUCCAAUCUCAUUUAUGGCACCAAGGAAGGUAGAGAGAUGGAGGCACAAAUACAAGCUAGCUUUAGUCAGGUUCUCGCUCGCGGCAAAUAUGUUCACUCGAUUGUCUUCCACGAGGUGAAGCCAGAGAAGGUGGACGAAUAUAUGGAGCUCGUUGGCCACUUUUAUCCGAAAAUGGCCAACCUGCCUGAGAAUAAGGUACAUCUUGUUGGCAGUUGGCGAGUCGAAAUCGGUGACUGCGAUACAUUUGUGCAUAUCUGGGAAUACCAAAAAUACGAGGGUUACCACCAGUCUCGAUACUCCAUCACCCACCAUCCCGACUUCGCCGACUUUGACAGUAAACUGAAGCUGUUGAUCAACUCUAAGAAAAUUUCACUGAUGCAGGAGUUCUCUUUCUGGCCCACAACACCUCCCCGACAGCUAGGCGGCAUUUUUGAGCUUCGCUCGUAUACAUUGCACCCCGGAAACUUGUUGGAGUGGGAGACACACUGGCGACGUGGUCUUAAGGCUCGACGAGAGGUCAUGGAGGGUGUGGGCGCGUGGUUUGUUCAAAUUGGAGAGCUCAACACCGUCCAUCAUCUAUGGCAAUUUGCCAAUCUGGAGGAGCGCCGAGAGCGCCGAGAGAAGAGCUGGUCGGUUGAAGGAUGGAGCGACACGGUCCAUAAGACGGUACCACUUAUCCAGAACAUGAAGUCGCGAAUUUUGAUUCCCAUGCCCUGGUCACCAGUGGCGUAA